GCGGAAUAAGUCGGGGGGCCGCAGGACCCUGUGCAGAGCUGAUGGAUUGGGCAUGUGCCUUGAGCCUACAGAGUACGGCUUGGGGAAACAUAAAUCAUCCCAUCCCCUUAUCUCAGCUGUCUUUCCUCCCUUGCUGUCAUAAUUCUUCCUCGUCCUUUCUCCUGGUCGUGGUCGACACUGGGAGUACAGCGAAUUCAGAAACGGUCAAGCACCAAAGGAGAACGACGGUAGACAACACUAUUGAGACGAUCGGACUGGAACAAACAAAGCAUCGCCAUGGCGUCAGUCGUUCCUUAUAACGGCACAGUAGGGAAGGCAGACUCCGGCCACUCGACCGGAGUCAGCGACCUCAACAUCUUCUUCGACACUGGCCACAUGACAUGGAUCGCCAUCAGCUCCGCCCUCGUGCUUCUCAUGAUCCCCGGCGUGGGCUUCUACUACAGCGGCCUCGCCCGUCGCAAGUCGGCCCUCUCGCUGCUCCUCCUCUCCAUGGUCUCUGUGGGAGUCAUCAGCUUCCAGUGGUUCUUUUGGGGAUACUCGCUCACAUUUUCUCGGACUGGAAACGCGUUUCUCGGCGAUCUCACCCAGUUUGGCCUGCUGAAGACGCUGGCUCAGCCUAAUGGCUCGGCCAACUUGCCUGACAUCUUGUUUUGCCUGUACCAAGGCAUGUUUGCCGCUAUUACUCCUGCCCUCGCCAUCGGUGCCGUCGCCGAUCGCGGCCGCAUGCUCCCCGCCAUCGUCUUCAUGUUCGUCUGGUCCACCGUCGUCUACGACCCCAUCGCUUACUGGACCUGGAACGCCAACGGCUGGCUCGCCAAGCUGCCCAACUACGACUUCGCCGGCGGCGGCCCCGUCCACAUGUCCUCGGGCGCCUGCGCCCUCGCCUACAGCAUCAUGCUGGGCAAGCGCACCGGCUACAACAAGAACCGCGGCCUGCCUUACCGCCCGCACAGCGUCACAAACGUCGUCGUCGGCACCGUCUUCCUCUGGGUGGGCUGGUUCGGCUUCAACGGCGGCUCGGCUUUGGGCAUGAACCUCCGCGCCAUCAUGGCCUGCUUCGUGACCAACUUGGCUGCCUCGGUCGGUGGCGUCACUUGGAUCCUGCUGGAUUACCGUCUGGAGAGGAAAUGGAGCACGAUUGGGUUCUGCUCAGGGGCUAUUGCUGGCCUGGUGGCGAUUACUCCCGCGUCUGGCUACGUUACUCCUUGGGCCAGCUUCAUCAUUGGCGUCGUUGGCGCCAUCUGCUGCAACUUUGCUACCAAGCUCAAGUUCCUCAUUGGCGUUGACGAUGCCCUCGACAUUUUCGCCGUCCACGGCAUCGGCGGUAUGGUCGGCAACAUCUUGACCGGCAUCUUUGGAACCUCCUCCAUCGCCAACCUCGACGGCUCCACCUUCGGCCCCAUCGGCUGGGUCAACGGCCACUGGGUCCAGCUCGGCAACCAGCUCGCCGGCGUCUGCGCCAUCUUCGGCUACUCCUUCACCCUCUCCUGCAUCAUCCUCUUCCUCAUGAACCUCAUUCCCGGCCUGUCCCUGCGCGUCACCGUCGAGGACGAGGACGUCGGCGUCGACGACUGCCAGCUCGGCGAGUUCGCCUACGACUACGUCGAGAUGCGGCGGCACGUCCUGGACGGCGAGACGCCCCUGGCGGACACGCCGGCUGUGAUGAGCAGUAGCUCGAGCACGGCGGAGAAGCAUUCUGCGGAGAAGAUGCCCGUGGGGAUGGUUUGAAGUUGAAAAAAAGGAACGGUUUUAUGCACACUGCGUAUUUAAUAGGGUUUUAUGGGAUGGAGUAUAUAAUUAUUUAUUUUUUUACAGACGGAUAUGGCAGAGGAUGAAAAUCAUGAUAUCGAUACCAUUUUACAACACUUUAUAGCUAUUUAGUUAUGUGCAAUUAGACAUGUAUAUUUGCAAUUA
Messenger RNA from Trichoderma atroviride IMI 206040, 1914 nucleotides. RefSeq lists its product as uncharacterized. Gene Ontology annotation, molecular function: ammonium channel activity. The record is from RefSeq and is a predicted model, not a curated record. NCBI's taxonomy places the organism in Eukaryota, Fungi, Ascomycota, Sordariomycetes, Hypocreales, Hypocreaceae. Gene Ontology annotation, biological process: ammonium transmembrane transport. Gene Ontology annotation, cellular component: plasma membrane.